UUUUUCAAUCUCUCUCGUAGGGUUCGAAGUUUUUUUUUUGUUGGCUUAUUUCUGUUCCAUUUCCCCAGAGGAAAAGUUUUCCCGCAUUGUCCAGAUUUCUCAGAUUUGCCGGGAAAAUUUUGAUUUCUCCCAAGAAAAUUCCGAUUGGAUGCGAGCAGUGACCGUGGCGAUGAUGAACUUGGUGGAACCUUCGUGGCGGCUACUGGCGGCGAGCGGCGGCGACACGGUGAAGCUCUUCGACGUGUCCGCCGAGCCCGGCGAUCCCUGCGUUCUGAGUUAUACGCCGACACCUGGUUGUGCUGUCAACUCCGUCAAGUGGAACCAUACGAAUUUGGUUGUGGGAAGUGCCGGAGAAGAUAAGAAGAUAUCCUUGUGGCGGAAAAACGGGCAGAGCAUAGGAUCGGUUCCAGUUACUGGGAAGGACAGCAGUGACAGCAUUGAGGAAUCUAUAUUGGCUAUUAGCUUCAGCAACAAAGGAUCCAGGUAUAUAUGUUCUGGAGGAACUGGUCAACUUGUAAGAAUAUGGGAUCUGCAAAGAAAGCUUUGUAUUAAGAAGUUGAAGGGCCAUACAAGUACGAUAACAAGUGUGAUGUACAAUUGCAAAGAUGAGCAUCUGGCUUCUGUCAGUGUUGAUGGGGAUCUGAUAGUCCACAACCUUGCAUCUGGAGCAAGGGCUUCUGAACUCAAAGAUCCAAAUGGGCAGGUAUUAAGGGUGCUUGAUUAUUCAAGGUCCAGUCGACACCUUCUUCUGACUGCUGGAGAUGAUGGGACUGUGCACUUGUGGGACACGACUGGUCGUAACCCCAAGAUGUCUUGGUUGAAGCAGCAUUCUGCACCAGCUGCUGGUGUAUGCUUCUCGCCAUCAAAUGAAAAGAUAAUUGCUAGUGUGGGACUGGACAAAAAACUCUACACUUAUGACUCUAGCUCCAGAAGACCUUCAUCUUGCAUUGCUUAUGAGGCGCCUUUCUCUUCCUUGGCAUUCGGAGAUAGCGGUCACAUACUGGCAGCUGGAACUGGUAAUGGUAGAGUGGUGUUUUAUGAUGUCCGUGGAAAGCCGCAGCCUGUCACUGUCCUACACGCUUACAGUAAUUCAGAGGCUGUUACAAGUCUGUCAUGGCAGACAUCAAAACCAACAAUUGUGAAUGAGAAAAAUUGCACUGCUGAGAUGUCUCUUCUUGGUGGUACUGUAGAAGAAUCAGUUGUCAUUCCUGACCCCCUCCCCGCAACAACAUCUUCAGCUUCUCAAUCGGUACGUGGAGUUGGAACGAGUACGUUGAUGAGUCUAUCAUCAGCAGAAGAAACACCAAAUAAAUCCCAUCUAUGGCCUGGUGGACCACUGGGCAGACUACAUGCAACUCGGGCCAGUAAUAGUUUUAAAGAUGACAUGGAUGUGUUUUCCCCUCUUGUCGACGUCUCAUCUGUCGAGAAACUGUGGGAUGCUGAAGGGUUGAGGAAGGAUCAUUUUAUUGUCGAUAAGAAACCUUCGUCCUUGCUAUAUUCUUCAUCGAGCAAGAGAUUUCCGUUUGCAGAUGAGGGAAACAAGGAACACUCGAUAUUUGACUGGAAAGCAAAUUCUACUUCUAAACAGGAUGACAUGAGAGUUGGUUUUUCGCCUUUUGGGUCUACGCCAACUGCUUCGUCCAAGAGUGAAGAGACUGCCGUGACGCCUCCAGAAGCCUGGGGUGGCGAGAAAUUGUCCGACAAGUUUAACCACUUAGCCGGCGAGAAGUUCUCGGAUAAAUUUAACCACCUGAAUCCGCCUUCUCGUCUCGGGAUUUCGAGCUCGAGUGCUACUACAUCUGGAUCCAUGUUUUCUACUUCUCUGGAAUUCCCCACAUCGCUCGGUCAUCAAACAAGCCUCACAAGCAUGGAGUUUCCACGCAUCGUCCGAGACUUCUCUUCGAACUUCGAGACAUCCUCGACGCUUCCCGACAACUUGUCUUCAAGCCCGUUGUCAGCAAAAGGCGUCACGACGGGCGGCCCACCAGCUAACAUUGAUUCGUUGAGGCUGUCGUCGAAUUUUCCUCGUAGGUUCUCAACAUAUGCCGAGAGAAUCAGCACAACUUCUUCCUUCAGCGAUGGCCCCUCUCUUUCCAUGGGUUCGCCGAAGAUAAAGAAAACGGGAUCAGAAUCAAGAGAGGAGGUUCUAAACAACAUGUUACCGAGACCAGAGUCAGCCGUAACAACGGAAGCAGGAGCUAUUCCGUCCUCCUCCAUGAAUGGAGGAAGCCCGAUACCGACGAGGCAAUCUCAGAUGGAUCAACAGAGAGGGAGUAAUUUUACGCUUCAACUGUUUCAGAGGACAAUGGAAGAAACACUCGAUUCUUUCCAGAACUCGAUACACGAGGGGAUGAGGAAUCUACAUAUAGAGAUCCUAAGGCAAUUCCACAUGCACGAGAUGGAGAUGUCGAAUGUAAUGAAAUCGGUGAUGGAGAAGCAACAGGAGCUAAUGGAAGAGAUGAAAGCUCUGAGGAAAGAGAACCAACAACUCCGACAGAUGAUGAUGCUUUGAUCUGUGAUGCAAGGUUUUUUUUUUCCUUGGGGGUGUUUGUUUGUGUGGUUUCAUUUCUUUGCACACUUAUGUUGGUUAUAAUGUGGUUAUGGGCUUCGGUUAUUAUAUCAUUAUAGGGAGUCAAGGUCGUCGUCAUCUGUCCGAAUCUAGACUUACGAUUUUGAAAUCUGAUGUUGUACUUGCCAAUUUUGGAUAUCUGAAUCCAAAUUUGGUGAAGGAAUAUUAACGACAAUUUUAAAUUUUUCAUAAA
Molecule: messenger RNA, 2762 nt
Organism: Tarenaya hassleriana
Lineage: Eukaryota; Viridiplantae; Streptophyta; Magnoliopsida; Brassicales; Cleomaceae
Product: protein NEDD1-like
Exons: 10
Coding region: 149-2512 (787 amino acids)
Biological process (GO): regulation of microtubule nucleation; regulation of phragmoplast microtubule organization; cell plate assembly
Cellular component (GO): kinetochore microtubule
Molecular function (GO): gamma-tubulin complex binding; protein binding
Source: RefSeq, a predicted model, not a curated record